AUGACUCCACCAACAUUAUUCAAACCUAUUUCUAGCGUAGAAGUAUCAGAUGAGCAGGCGCAAAUAUUAGUAUCUGCCUUUUUGGAUAGCUACACAGAGCCAACACCAACAAAAGCUGCACUCGAAAGACUGAGAGCUGGUUUAAAGGGUGAGGAUGCACCAGUAGAAGAAACAGCAGAAAAUGCAGAAGAAAUGGCAGAAUAGAUUACUUUAUCGUUAGAAUGUAUUAUAUGUAAUUAAUAGAUAUAC
Wallemia mellicola CBS 633.66 is the source of this 249-nucleotide messenger RNA. RefSeq lists its product as hypothetical. The record is from RefSeq and is a predicted model, not a curated record. NCBI's taxonomy places the organism in Eukaryota, Fungi, Basidiomycota, Wallemiomycetes, Wallemiales, Wallemiaceae. The coding region runs from base 1 to 204 and encodes 67 amino acids. The transcript has 3 exons.